Molecule: messenger RNA, 4619 nt
Organism: Portunus trituberculatus (swimming crab)
Lineage: Eukaryota; Metazoa; Arthropoda; Malacostraca; Decapoda; Portunidae
Gene: dos
Product: GRB2-associated-binding protein 1-like
Exons: 4
Coding region: 406-2472 (688 amino acids)
Source: RefSeq, a predicted model, not a curated record
GUAAUAUUCUUGGUAGUGACCGUGGGAAAAGUUUGCCAAAGGGUCUGCUGGAAACGAAAAUACACCUAAGCAUUGACAUGCUACAGUAAUAAUUCCACUACACACAAGUGUAUCAAUGCAGCAGGUAUCCCGUCAUCCAAAAUAGCACAUACACAUAGACACUCAGGGAGCCGCAAACAAUAAACAACUUUCCUGCUGUUGUGUAAAAUUCCUUCAUUGGUCGAUUUUUUUCAGGAUGGCCAAUGAGGAGGCGCGGCACAAGGCGUGUGGGCGGCCGCGGACCAAUGGCAGGGGGGCUGAGUGGGUGGUGAGUCUGUGUACAGUGACGGGCUGUGGCGGACUGGGCGCUGAUCAAGCCUUUUGCACGGCAGGGAAUAUGUGUGUUCACGUCUCCAGCAGGCGGAGAUGGUUCCUGGCAGCAUGGAGAUAGUUCACGAAGGAAUGCUGAAGAAGGCGCCGCCCCCGAAGCGCUUAUGGCGGGCGAAAUGGAGGAUGCGAUGGUUUGUUCUGCGGUCCGGGGAGCUUCCAGGCCAGUACUUCCUGGAAUAUUACACAGACCAGACACGACGCAAAUUGAAAGGCAAGAUAGACCUGGACCAGUGUGAUCAGGUUGAUGCAGGCAUAGCAUUUUCCAAUCCCAAGUUGGAGUAUAAAUACAUGUUUGACAUCAAGACUCCCAAGCGAGUGUAUUUCCUAUGUGCUGAGACUGAGCAGGAGAUGAACCGAUGGGUGGACUGUGUAUGUCAUGUAUGUGGGCUCAAGAUAUACUCUCAAGAAGAUGAAUAUCCCCCAUUGCCUCUUGAUCACAUUUCUCCAACACCAUCUGCCACCCCUCCCACUCCCCUACACUCCCUACCCCAUGAUCCUGAAUUGGACUCCCCUUCUCUUUCACCCUCUUCACCUGGCUCGUCUAUUUCUGGGCCAUAUAUUCCCAUCAGCACCUGCUUCACUGGGAAGAGAACUCCCAAUACUAGUUCUAGUUUUCCUUUUGGUGAUGACAUACCACCAAUUCGAGGUUCAGAAAACCAUCGAUCGAGUAUUCCCAAUGAAAUGGCACCACCAAUACCUGUGAUAUGUCCCGACUCCCAGCCACCACUCAUGCAGGCACCCUCACCUCCUGCUGUCAACACUGGAGCAAUUCCCAGGGAGACCUAUGAUGGCCACAGACAAAUGAGACCUGGCACAUCAGAGGAUACUCUCAGUGUUAAGUCACCUCUGGGGACAGAUGGAAGUAGUGUAUUUAGUGAAGAUGAGUUGCCAUCUCAUUCAAAUAAGAUAGAAACUAAGUUUUUCGGUGAGGGAAGUAGAAUAGUUACUGGGAAUACGUAUGCAAAGGAAGGACACCAGGAAACUCCUGCUGGAGGAGUAGGAGCUCUAGUAAGUGAUCUACAUGGCAUUGGCCUGUCAGAUGAUGACCACCAGAAGGCAGCACCACCCAGACCACCCAAACCUGCACACCUAGCAGAAAUUCCUCACCAGACAUACCAGAACUUGGAAACUGUGUCAAGGACUGCCUUAGUGAGGAGAAAUAGUUCAAAUGAAAAGAUGAAAAAUGGACUUGGAUGCUCUCUUACAGUUAGUGAUGUUAAUAUUGUAGCUUCUGGCCCAGAACCUUCACCAGCCUCUGUGAACAGUUCCUUGCCUCCUUCUUCGCCUAGAGAGAUUAGUGAGGACCCUCACGGAGUGGUAAUUAGGUCGCAGCAAUUCUCAGAAGCAGCAAGUCCCAAGUCAGCCGACAGACCCAAACAGAGGUACUGUUUCAACAAUGCAGUUCUGACACCCAAACAGAGCCAGGUAUUCUCGUAUGACCUGCGACACCAUGAUAAAUCGGGAGACCAUGAGCCAAUAGACCCAAGAAUAUCCCCUGCUGGAGCAUAUUCCAAUAUUAGUCAGACGAACAGAAGUCCUCCAGCUGUUGACCGAGGACUUAAGCCUAGGAAGACUUCAGAGGGGAGCAACUUGGGCUCCUCGGAUCUGUCUCCACCUCCCUCUGGUGGCGGGAUAUCAGAUCUACUGGGAGCUGUUGGAGGUUCACCAGCAUUGCCUUCAUCUGCACCUCCAGUAGUAGACAGGAACCUGAAGCCUGUCAAGAUCCCUCCAGAACCCUUAACCAGAGCGUUUGAGUUGGACCCGCCCCCGACACGAAGCACGAAACACAAGUCCCGGGCAGCACCUUCGCCCACUCCCCCCUUCAUGCAUAAUGGACGAGGCAAUGCAGACAGUGGCGAAGAGAACGACCUUGUGUCCAGCCCUGACAGCCGGCGGAAUUCUUCAAAUGCAGAAGAGCAGGUAUGUUAUUUGAAGUACCUUGAUCUGGACCAUGCCACAAGAAACCCACAAACUCCAAAACCAAACAAAAUCAUUGUGGCUCCACCUCCUUCUGUUGAUUAUCGAGAAGUUGACUUUUUCAAGACUUAUGCAUUCAAUAAGUGCAAAGAAAACGUUGAAGAUACCUACCGCAAGAACCAGUGAUGUUUGGCCUUUUAUGUCUUAAAAUUGGUUUUUGCAGUGUAUAGACAACUUGAAAAGCAGAGGAGAUUUGUUGUUAGAACUUUGAAUCUGUUUUCGAUGUUGGAACUUUGAACAUGGAAAUUAUCGUGCAUCAAAAUGGCACAAUAUGUGAGAUCCUCAUCCAGAUUGUAAUGUUUUAUACAAAAUAUGUUACAAGGCUUAUGCAUUUGAAUAGUAAUGGUUUUGAGAAGAAGAGUGGUGGUAGUGACAGAAGGGAGGUGGUGAGGUCAGGUCAGGUCACAUGGAUGGGUGGCAGUUUGUCAUGAGUGCACUGCAUUCCAAUGUUGUGAGUUUACUGGGAAGUGAGUGUAUUUUUCAAGCAUGAGGAAAGUUUUGUACUUCUUGCUCAGUUAUCACUGAGGACCAAAUGUAUGUAAUAAGCAGAUUAUUGUUAAUCCUUGUAAGUUAAUGCUUAGUUUUUAUACUUAUGUUUAUGGGUUUUAGUAAAUCAUACUUUAUAACACUGUAUGUCAUGAAAACACUUUCUUGAGAUGAACUGUCACUUUUCACAAACUUCAUGAAUAGUAUUAUUGUAUGAUUUAGUUUAUAGAAAACUGUUAGAGAAUGGAUUAGGUUCAUUGUCUUUCAGUGUGUCUUGACUUCUCAAAUUAGCUACAUUUGAACACUUUCAUAUCAGAAAAAUCCAAUUGCAUCAUUCUUCUAAGUACAUACUAGUGUUUUUGGCUACAGAGCUUUUCCAAGUAGAAAUUCUUUAAAGGUCAGCUGUCACACAAGAAUGGUUCAUCAAGGCAUUAUUUGUCAAACCAUAAGUAUCUGCCAUCCAGUUUGUCACUGUAGAAUUUCAAGCUUCUCUUCUUGGUUCCAUUGGAACUGGAGGAGAUGCUCCUGGUAAAGCUGAACCUCGUCAUAACACUUGAUGAUUAUGAUGCUGAAUUAUUCAUUAUUAAAGUAGUGAAUGCAAGAAGUCAAGAUGUCCUUAACAUAUUCAUUGUUUCAUCCUUUUCCUACUUUAUUUUCAUGCCAUUUUAUCCUGCAGAUGUGUUGUGCCAUCUUGCACUCGGCUAUACACAGUCCUGAUUAUUGUAAAGCUAUAACAGGCUUUUAGGGAAUUGGUUACUUGCUUGUAAUUUCCAUUGAUCAUUCAUAUUUUGUUACUGCAUGGAUCUGAUUUUCUUUUGUUGAUUAUAGUGAGGAAGUCAGACUGUCUACACUGAUCCAUUCAGACCAGUUAGUUUUGAUUAUUAGAACCAUUUUCACUCCUCAUUUGGAGAUCUAAAUUUAUAGAAUGAUUUCCAUUCCCCUUAUCUUGUUCUUUAUGUUACCUUCUGGAUAAACAAUGAAGAGGCAGAUACACACAAAGAAAAGUAGUAAAUAUCAAUUGACACAAUUCACAUAGAAGUUAUUUUUCUAGGUGUGUUUCACUUUUGCACAAGGUCCUCAUGUGAUACGUAAGAUACCGUGAUUCCACCUGUUUGGUGAGAAUAUAGUCAGUAAUUCGUCACGCUCAAAACUUCAGUAGAGUGUCUGCCAACACACUACUGUAGGUUGUAGGAUUGUGCAGAAAAAAAAAAGAAAAAGUGAUCUAAUAAGUGAUUGUCGUUUCAUACUUGUUAAGGCAGUGUGUCACUCAGAUAGUGGUUGGUAUACAUGCUAUGUAUCUAGCUAGCAGACAUUAUAUGAGCUGAUUCCCAAAAUAAUCAUUAGCUAAGUAGUUUGCAUUAGUAUGUGUAAAAAGCAUCAGGCAAGUGUAUGUUCUGAAUAUCUGCCUGCCAUGCUAGGGUGGCAGUCCCACAUGAGGUGGCCCAGACAAAGACAAAGCACCACAUACUUUAUUCACACUAUUAGGCCCGGUGGCCCUGGCGAAGAAGCAUAGUCUCGUGGGCCACCCUGCUACUCUUGGUUUAAUCUAUGAACAUCUUAAUGUUGCCUCAGUCAAGUCCAUUAUUACCAAUUUCAAUGAAUAGUUCACCCACUUCACUUGUAAGUUUAUAUGUUCGUGUUAUUCUGCAGAAUUCUGAUUAAAUUUAUUUAGUAAUUCUUUUUGUUAUCUAAUAUUUGGUGACUUCAUGUUGUAUAAGUGUUUUGUAAUAUUAGUUUGCAUGUUUUAUAUAUGUACAUGAUUUAAAAAAUAUAUAUAUAUGAAUAUA